AUGGGAGUGUCGAGUGGGGUCGAAUUUACUGGCACCGAGGGCAACUAUCUGCUCCCCCAUCAUCGCGAAGAGAUCGCGCGCCUCGAGCGGCAACAUAACUUUAUCAAAGCCGCCACCCAUGAUACGCUGACUCCCGUUAAGCUUCCGCUGGGAUCCCGAGUUUUGGACUCGGGUUGUGCCGAUGGCAAAUGGCUGCUAGAUCUGGCGGGCAGCAACAGACCCGAUUUGCAUCUUUACGGCGUGGAUCUCGCCGGAGCGCUGUUUCGUGAUGAUCCCCGGCUUCAACUCCAUCAGCACGACAUCCGCACGCCUUUUCCGUCAGUCUGGAGGAACAGCUUCGAACUGGUGCAUCAGCGUUUGUUGGUUUGGGGCCUCGGCUUCGACGAGUGGGCACCGGCACUGGCGAACCUGGCCGACGUGGUCAAACCCGGCGGCGUGUUGCAGCUGGUCGAGGCCGAAUGGGUGCUGAGCUCUUAUGCGGACGAGUGCGUGCAGCAGAAGAAAUUGGCUCGCGUGCAGGAAUGGUCGACCGCCUCGUCCGGCAUGGACGUGCAUGUCUGGAAACGACUUCCGGAUCUUCUGUCGGCCCUCGGUUUUCAGGACAUCCAGGUUGAGACGUACCCUCUGGGCUACGGCGCGACGAGUGCCCGGCCUGAGGACCGCGUCUGGACAGCGGAACUCCUGCCUCAGUCCUUUCGCCAUUUGGCCCGCAAGAUUCCAGCCGACGGCAUCCCCGGCGUGGCCCAGAGCCCCGAGGAGUAUCUGGCCUGGUUGGAUGAGCUGGUGGUGGAAAUGAAGGAGAUCGGGUACACUCCCAAUCUCCGGUGGGUGACAGCGCGCAAGCCUGAAUAG
Molecule: messenger RNA, 852 nt
Organism: Aspergillus steynii IBT 23096
Lineage: Eukaryota; Fungi; Ascomycota; Eurotiomycetes; Eurotiales; Aspergillaceae
Product: putative methyltransferase
Exons: 2
Coding region: 1-852 (283 amino acids)
Molecular function (GO): methyltransferase activity
Source: RefSeq, a predicted model, not a curated record